AUGCGAUUAAAAAUAGUCGCCGCGGAGCAGGUAGUGCGUUACGCGUUGCGUGCCGGGAGCGCAUGCGUCAAGGUUCUGGCUCGUGACGUCAUCCGGGUUGACAGGGUUCAGCUGUACCACUGCACCGGUGGGAAACCGUACCACACUGAACGAUCAGCUCAGUGUGCCGCUGCGCGCGAAACGUUGAGUUAUGAAUUUUUCGAUAAUAAUCAUAACAUAAUAGUGCAAUAUUGUGCAUCGUUAUCGAUAGAUUUGUUGACACAUUUUUGUACUCCCGACUUCAGUGAUAUCAGUGAAAAGCCGGACAAAAUGGAUCUGGAGUUUCGAAAUUUGACAUACACAGUGCACAGCCGCAUCUUGAAAGGUACAAGCCGACAAGUUGUGAAGGGCGUAAAUGGCCGAUUCAGGUCCGGACAAUUGGUCGCCAUCAUGGGACCUUCUGGUGCUGGCAAGAGUUCACUGCUUAACGCCAUAUCUGGAUACAGGUCCGCUGGUGUUACUGGUGAGCUCCUAGUGAACGGAGAAACACGGGACGAGCAUUCAUUUCAAAGGUCUUCGUGCUACAUCACUCAAGAAGAUUUGCUUCAGCCUUUACUGACAGUGCGGGAGGCGAUGGACGUCGCCGCGAGCUUGAAGCUGCCGAGAGGAGUGAAAGCACCUUCUGAGGAGAUUUUGCAAGAGCUAGGCCUGUUGGAUCACCAGCACACGAGGACCGAUCAGUUGUCUGGUGGACAGAAGAAGAGGUUAUCGAUAGCCCUGGAACUGGUGAACAACCCGCCUGUGUUCUUUCUGGACGAGCCAACCAGUGGUCUGGACAAUGUCACGACGGUGCAGUGCGUUAAGCUAUUGAAGCUGCUAGCGAGACAAGGAAGAACUGUUGUGUGUACAAUUCACCAGCCAGCUGCUUCGCUUUUCGAGUUGUUUGAUCAGGCGUACAUAAUAGCUGACGGAUUGUGCAUUUACCAGGGCGAUACAGAAGCGAUGGUGCCUCAUCUCACUAGCCUGGGACUUGUGUGUCCUAGACAUCACAAUCCAGCUGAUUUUAUUAUCGAGUUAACGGAAACCCAGGAAUACAUUCAGAUGCUGUCGCAAGAAAUACUUAACGGUACAUUAUAUAAGUCAACUAAAAUCGAUGCAAGCUCAGAGCCACCAGCUAGUACCAUGCAAUUGAAGAUCUGUUAUCAGACAGAUGACAAUGUGGCUGAAACCGAAAUAGUGCUAUCAACAGACAAAUGCACAUACAUGAAAGAAUAUACCGCGGCGUCAUCUACCACACUCGCAAGUAAAAUGUCUAAGGAUUCUUCAGUGGCGUGGAUGAAGAUGCAAAAAGUGGAAACGCGAGGUUACCCCACGACGUAUUUCCAACAGUUCGCUGUUCUGCUGACUAGGAUGUUGCUGCAAAUAUCGAGGAAUCGGCAAGCCUUAUGGAUUCAAACAAUCCAUCACAUAGGAUGUGCAAUUCUCGUCGGAGUAUGCUUCUUCAACAUGGCCAAUGAUGGAACGCAAAUGUUCAACCAUUUGAAGAUGUGCGUCGGGCUCAUCAUUUUCUUCGCUUACACGCAAAUCAUGGUUCCAGUACUAGUAUAUCCUCAAGAAGUAAAACUAGUGAAGAAGGAACACUUCAACCGUUGGUACAAUCUAAUACCAUAUUACGGAGCUUUAACUGUUUCCAAAUUACCAGUUCAAGUCUCUUUGAACAUCAUCUUCUGUUCAAUAGUCUACUUCAUGGUUGGAGUGCCGUAUGCGCAUGACCGUUUCUUGACAUUCUGCCUUAUCGGAAACGUGGUUUCUCUUGUCUCUGAGGGCGUUGGCAUGGCCAUAGGAUCGGUCUUCAGCGUUAGGAACGGUUGUGCAAUCGGCCCAGCAGCGAUAGCACCGUUCCUCGGCCUGGCGAUCUACGGCUUCGACUUCGCCCACAAAAUCCCCCUCAUGAUGAACAUCGUCAUGAAGACGUCCUUCAUCCGGUGCGGAGUGGUCGCCAUGGUCCUCACCAUAUUUGGGUUCGGUCGGGAACCUUUGGAAUGCAAUGACGUGUACUGCCACUUCGCGAAACCUAACGUCCUCUUACAAUACUUGGACAUCGAAAGGAGUUCAGUCUGGUUCGAGAUAUUUAUCAUGAUAUUCAUCAUGGUUUCUGUCAGAUUCCUUUGCUUCAUGGGCUUAAGAUGGCGCUUCGCGACAUGA
Messenger RNA from Leptosia nina, 2184 nucleotides. Lineage: Eukaryota; Metazoa; Arthropoda; Insecta; Lepidoptera; Pieridae. The record is from the annotation of a GenBank genome assembly.